CUUGUUUGUCUCUUUCAUCACGCGUUAUAACUUCUUGACGAAAUUCUUAUCACUAUUAAUAUAUAUAUAUUUUUUUUUUGUAUGCAUCGUAUUAUUCAUUAUUUUUCAUUGAUUCAUUUUACAUACAUAUUUGUUUUUGCUUUGAGGUGAGAGAAUAUAAAAUGAAGGAAUUGAUUAUAACACUUCUACUGUUUUCGACCGUUCUGGGGAAUGCACACCCUCCCCGCCCUCGUCCCAAGCUUCCUUCGCUAAGUCAACAAUAUCUCAACGUCGCUGCGUAUCCUUUCUCCAAGAUCGUAGGUGUGUUUCGUAUCGUGGACGGCGAUUCCUGCAGAUGUACUCCUCGGUCUCGUCCUUGUCCUGUCGAGAUUAUGGAAGAUUCGGUCUUCAAGGAGAGGGGAUUCCCUUGCCCGUUCCUGACGCGGUACUGCUGUCAGCGGGAGACGCUCAUCGACAUGUCAGGGGCUAUCGACAGGACCCUAAAAUCGACCGACCACCAGAACCGAAACUCGACAGCUAGUGACGUCGACAGGACAAGGCCUACUCAUUUGGUCGCUUCGAAUUCGAGAAUAUCGACCGAGAAGAGCAAUAAUAAUAGAAUACAAGCGGUUUCGCAAUCGACAGACGUGUCAAAAUCACCAUUUUCAAACGUUCCAAGUGUUUCAGAGGUUUCCAGUGUUUUAAACGUCACGCAGGUUUCAGUCGUUCCGGAUGCUUCAGAAACCUCGACGGUGACCCUAACUCAAUCCAUAGUCGAGAACAAGGCCUCGGGAAACAGCGGCCGACGAGCGAAACCGAAAGCUUGCUCGUGCACGACCCGUGACCAAUGCCUCGCUUGGUGGUCGGAGCUAGACGACGCCCCCGAGGUCAAGGUGAGGACGAGUCUGCGCUGCGAGGAGCCAAGUCAGGUCACGUGCUGCUUCGGCCGCAUCGUGCCCUCCCUCCACCAUAUAUCUCGUGACCCGACGCAUUCCGGACACGACGUACGACAGCCCUUCAUGACAAGAUGGAGGCCGCUUGCGAAUGCGUGGCAGAAUAUAAUUUCGUGGUUUAACGGAUGAGUGAAGGUAGUAGCGAAGACUUGGAGAGUUUCCUUGCCAUAAUUUCGGCGCUUAUUUUUCCCUUGUAAUCUGAAGGAACUUGAGAAUCUGACUUUAAACUAGAGUAUAAUUACGAAUGAUGACAUUCUCCGUUUAUGAAUUUCACAACGUGACUAAACCGUUAUGGUUAUAUUUUGAUUCAAGAGUUUAAUAUCGGGAUGGAAAAGAAUCAGGGGCAUUAUUGGACAAUAACAAAUAAAAUAUGUUAACGUGGUAGUUUACUCUCUCUUUCUCUCUCCCUCUCCCUCUCUCUUUUGCGCACCCGCGCGCGUGUGUUGUUUG
Molecule: messenger RNA, 1382 nt
Organism: Penaeus chinensis
Lineage: Eukaryota; Metazoa; Arthropoda; Malacostraca; Decapoda; Penaeidae
Exons: 4
Coding region: 162-1061 (299 amino acids)
Source: RefSeq, a predicted model, not a curated record